This is a messenger RNA of Clarias gariepinus (North African catfish), 8007 nucleotides long. Its product is annotated as DNA-binding protein RFX7. Gene Ontology annotation, biological process: regulation of transcription by RNA polymerase II. Lineage: Eukaryota; Metazoa; Chordata; Actinopteri; Siluriformes; Clariidae. The record is from RefSeq and is a predicted model, not a curated record. The coding region runs from base 529 to 5181 and encodes 1550 amino acids. The transcript is spliced from 10 exons. Gene Ontology annotation, molecular function: RNA polymerase II cis-regulatory region sequence-specific DNA binding; DNA-binding transcription factor activity, RNA polymerase II-specific.
AAUAAUAAUUCGCUUAAGCUGGGCACAGUAUGCAUACUAACAUGUUUACAAAAUUGCAUUUCCAAUUAAUAAUAAUAAUAAUAAUAAUAAUAAUAAAUAAAACACGCCCGACCGUGCAUUCAUUUAUUGCUUGCUAAAAAAAACAUGAAAAACAUGCUUUCCGCCAGUAAUGCCCUCAUGACCAGAGUGCGCAUGCGCAGACUGGCUGCAGCAGCACCGUCCGUGGCGGCAGCCGCCGUGCUGUUGUGCUGCAGUGGAGAGAAUAUACGCGUUAUUAUUUUUUUUCCUCCCCUUCGUCUCUCCUCUUCAACAAGCCAAGCCAGCCAAAAGCAUCGAGUCAUGAGACGCUCCCUCCGUGCAGGAGCAGCCUGAUUUCUGACAAGCUUUUGUCUCUUUGGCGUUAUGCGCGCGCGGAUCUCGUGCUAAGGACUCUGAUGAGGCCUACAUGUUAAAGCUCGCACCCCUCCUCCUCCUCCACCACCACCACCACCAACGCCUCCUCCUCCUCCCUACAACAGUCUCACCGUGAUGGCCGAUGAUCAACAGCAGCAGCCCGGUCAGCUGCAGCAGCAGGGUGCUGUGUCCGGGCCGGCGGCAUCUCUCCCCGGCGCGCUGUCAGGGCUGCAGGGCUGCACCGAGGCCACUGCGCUGCACUACGACAAGAUCAAGAACUCGAUCUGCAAAUCUGUACAAUCAAAAGUGGACAGCAUUUUGCAAGAUGUUGAGAAGUUUACAGACAUUGAAAAACUCUACCUCUACCUUAAGUUGCCUUCUGGUCCCAGCAGUGGUAAUGACAAAAGGACUGAGAAUCAGAGGGGGUCUACAAGUCCUGCAACAUGUGACCAGAAUUCCAUGUCAUCCAGUCGGACCCAACAGAUGUACGCUUUCAACUGGAUUCGGAAUCACUUAGAGGAGCACCCGGAGACCUCACUGCCAAAACAAGAGGUGUAUGAUGAGUACAAGAGCUAUUGUGACAAUCUUGGCUACCAUUCUCUAAGCGCUGCAGAUUUUGGAAAGAUCAUGAAAAAUGUCUUUCCCAACAUGAAAGCACGUCGUCUUGGAAUGCGAGGAAAAUCUAAAUACUGUUAUAGCGGACUGAGGAAAAAAGCUUUUGUGCAUAUGCCAUCUUUACCCAACUUGGACUUGCAUAAAUCAGGAGAUGGGUGUGAGUUGUUGGAGCCAACUGGUCAGUCUCCCAGUGCUGAGGAUGAGAUGCGUUCUGCAGCCUGUGGUCUAGUGUGUGAAUGGGCGCAGAAGGUUCUGAGCCGCCAGUUUGACAGUGUGGAGGAUUUAGCACGCUUCUUGCUGAACAGCCACUACAUUGGCACUAAAUCCAUGGCUGCACUAACUGUUAUGACUGGAACCCCAACCGGUGUUAAAACACCCACCCCAGCCUCUGCGUUUGUGCCAACUGGUGACACCAACUCCUACCAACCACAGAUGAAGACUCUACCUUCACCCUCUGUUGACACCAAACAGCAGCUACAGCGAAAGAUUCAAAAGAAACAGCAAGAACAGAAGCUUACUUCUCCAUUGCCAAGUGAUGCCCAAGCCAGGAGAGCUGAAGCAGGCACGCCAGGCCCUGGGUCUAGUAUCACCUCUGGAAGUCCAGCUUUGUUGUCCUCACAGCCUGCGAUAGGUAUUGUGGUGGCUGCAGUACCAAGCCCCAUUACGGUUCAGAGGAAUAGACAGUUGAUGACCUCUCCAAGUCCAGUUGCAACAACAGAGGGAAAAGUUUUACCAGUCAAUUUCCAAGUGGUAACUCAGUCUGUUAAGCAGUCCCCCAAAACUCCACAGAAUAUUCCUGCCAGUCCUGUUGGUGAUAGGUUAGCCAGGCACAGAUAUGCCCAGAUUCUCCCCAAACCUUCUGCCACAAGUGGCAUAACUCUUUGUUCUCCCCCGACACUCCUUAUUACUAACAGCCCUAUAAAAACAGUCAUGCCCACUCCCCAUGUCAGCUCAGUUAACGUCGUCAAGAUGACUACUAUAUCGUUGACACCUAACAAUAGUGGUGGUAGCAACACUCCGACACCAUUACGACCUGCUUCAGCUGGUAUCAGUAGCACUGUUUCCCAGGAAGAGUCUAACCAAAUUCAACAAUCUCAGAAUGGCAGCACAGCUCUUCAGUCAUCUGGAGUUGGAAGAGUUGGCCGUUUUGCCACAACCCCAAUUCCAUCAAUUUCCUCCAUUAGUGAAGUCAAGAUAACAUCCGAAGCUGUGAAUGAUAGUAACUCAACUGCUGGGGCAGAAAAACAGAUCACUGUUCCAGGGAACAAUAUUGGGCAAAAAAAUGAGAGAGCCAUUAAAUAUAGGGCUUCCAGUGAACCUUCUCUUCUCGUCAAGGCAUCCCCAGUGCCUGAAAGAGUUACUAGAGCCAAAAGUGACUCUGCAACACCUCCAAGUACAAUCAUAGGGACAGCUGUCCCAAUUAGCAAUAACAGCAGUGAACAUCAGGAGAGUACUUUGUAUCUGACUGUUAUGAAUCAGAAUGCUGACAUUGGAUCCAAUGAUGCAGCUUCCCCUACUGGCCAGUCACCAAAAGAUGCUGGUAUUGGAUUAAAAAGUCCUCGAAAACGCUCUGCUUCUGCUUUGGAGUCUCAUGCAAUUCCAGUUAAAAGGGUGUUCAUAUCUCAGCAGUCUUUGGAUUCCAGCAACAAUCCUAAACCCAGUCUUGUAAUAGCCACAAAGAGGAUACAGACUGCAGGAACUCCUGUAAGACCAGAGAGUGCCCCAUGUAAAGUCAGUUUGAAACAGAACUCUCUUCCAACACAAAUUCUGGCACUUUCUGAUACACCUAUUGGAAACACUUCUCAGACUAUUGUAAGUUCUCAGAGUGUUUUAGAGGUUGAGCAUGGGGACAGCUCUGCUCGAAUAAGCUCUUCUGAUCUAGGCUCUUGUAAUAGCACAUCUUCUGAUCAAACCUUAUUGCAUCAAAUUGUGAGCCAGCAACAAGUUACCAUUGCCAUUUCUCAGGAGGCAUCGGCUGUGAGUGAACUGAAGAGCUCGUUACAAGACUACUCUCAACAGAUACAGACAGAACAAAAGCAGGUGACUGCUAGCCACUUGCCAUUGAUGGUCCAGCCCCCUGAAGCAUCUGCUCAGUUAACUCUUCAGCAAGACAUUGUUGACUUUGAUGGUGCUCAAGCCAGCAUAGACUAUUUCCCCUUUAAUGAUGAUGACAUGACGCAAGAUAGUAUAGUAGAAGAGUUGGUGCAGAUGGAGGAGCAAAUGAAGCUGAAUAGCAGUCUACAGCCUUACCUUAGUUCUCUUGAAAUACCUUUACAAAGCCAGUCAGCUCAAAGCACCAUCCUUUCCUCUCACCAGACUGGCACUCAGUUCUACCACUCUGCACAUAGUAGCACCACUCCAGUACACACCCCUACCCCCACACCAACUCCUACACCGACUCCAACUCCAACCCCUUCCUCUGAAAUAUUGCCAGGGGCCCACAGCCUGACCAGGGUAAGUCCGUGCUGUCGAGUAGCACCUAUUACCCCAGUUGAAGGGAUUUUAGUUGGUCGACAUACACCUAUUAGCACUCCUUUGUCUAACUGCAGCAGUAGUGUCCCACCAAGUCCUGUUGAAUGCCGUAAUCCCUUUGCAUUUACUCCCAUUAACUCCAACAUACCGGGUUAUCAUGAUGGCAAUGUGGUGUCCAGUAGCCCAGUCAAGCCCAUGCAGAGACCAAUGGCCACUCACCCAGACAAGGCCAAGCUGGAUUGGAUCAACAAUAGAUAUAACAGCACUUCUGGUUCCCCUUCAGUUUCUAACAGCAAUGCCAUUGGAAUUCUUCCAAGCUAUCAGGACCUGGUAGAGGACCACUUUCGUAAACCACAUGCAUUUGCUAAACCAGGGCAGUCUUUUCAGUCUCAAUCCAGACACCAGGAUGGGCAUUUAGGUCGAUUAACAGCUUUGUCACCUGUACAACAAGGACAACAGGCGGUGGAGAACAAGCAAGAAAGUUUUGCUGUGCCAGCACCACUAGACAGCAAGGUUACAGCUGGCAGCGGAGGUAUAACUUUUAGGUGUCGCAGUGUAAGUCCUGCUGUUCGUCAACGCAAUCUAAGUGGCACAUCAGUGCAAACCAAUCCUAACCCAAGGUCUGCUGUUUCACCAUUCAGUUCUCCCAUAACCUCAGAGGUUCUUAGCAUUCUUUCCAACAGUCACUCAGUGGUCACUGCCAACAGCAUGGCUCAAAGGAGCCAGUCAGUACCACUAAGCAUCAUGAUGCAGUCUGAGAUGUUGCCAAUCGGUCAACAGGGACAGCCGAGUAAUAGUGCCAAGAUCACUAGUGUACUCCUGAGCAAAAUGGAUGCAGAUGGGGAUGAUGCAAUGCGUGGGCUGGGUGUCAAUAAUAUGCCCUCUAAGUACACAGCUCGGAUGAACCUGACACAAAUCUUGGAGACCGCACAGGCCUUUCCUGAAGGCACAAGCCAUCACAGUCAACAGCUGUCUGUCUGUUCAAGCCCCUCACAGUUUGAUUUCCAGAAGCCUGGUUUCCUCAUGAACACUGGAGAAGAAUCGAUUACGUUUUCUAGUGAUAACCAAGCACAAUCAGGCUCUGUGUUACAACAAGAGCAGCAGCUUCAGCUACAAGAUCAACAGUUGGAUCUACAGGAUCAACAACUGUUGCAAGACCCACAGUUGCAACUUCAGGAACAACCAUUGCAACUUCAGGACCAACAAUUAGAAUUACAAGACCAACAUUUACAACUGCAACACGAACAACUGCAGCUACAUGAUCAACAGCAGCUACAACAUGAUCCAGACCUCAGCCAGCAGCAGUUGCUAUCUCAAACCUCGCAGCAAGAUGAGGAACAGCAGCAGCAGGAGCAACUGGACUUUAACAGCACUGUCAAGGAUCUCUUGGGAGAGGAUGGCCUCAACCCCAGCUCACAGUUGGUUGGGCAGGUGGCAUCAGAACUCAGUGCAGUAGCAUCUGACUUUUCUAGUGAAAUUCGUUUGACCUCUGACCUUUCUGGUAGCAUCAAUGACCUGAACACCUUGGAUCCCAACCUUUUGUUUGAUCCAAGUCAGCAACAGGACCAAUAUGAAGACGCCACACUGGAGGAGCUGAAGAACGACCCGUUGUUUCAGCAGAUAUGCAGUGACACUGUGAACUCUGCUGGAUUUGACUGGUUGGAGAACAAAGACCAACCAACAGUGGAAAUGUUGGGUUAGUAUUGUUUCCUUUUGUGUUUGUUGUGGUUGAUGCUGUUUGUCACUAUUUAUGGUUUGAUCUGUUUUGUUUUUGUGACUGUCAUUUGUGUUUUUUUGUUUCUUUUUUGUUUUUGAUUGUUUGUUGUGUUUUUUUUUUUAAAAAAAUUGUGAUUUAUCCACUGCAUCAACACGCUGGAUAUAUUAGUCAGUCCAGUGGAAAGUGCCAGUCUGACAUGAAGUGUUCAUUUAUAGGAUCGUGCUUUUUACCAGUUCAUUCCAGUCUUCUCCUCCUGACAUUUGUCCAUAGUUUACCAUUUGUUUCUCCCACUUUUUUUGGGUAUGUGUUAAUUUGCCCCCAGUGUACAUAUUUUUUAUUAUGGUAAUAACAUUUUUUAUUACCCAGUUAUCUACAUUUUUAUUAUUAUUAUUAUUAUUAUUAUAUAUUUUUUUACCUUAACAUUUGUUAGUACAUUGACAAUUUUAACAUUCCCAUGAAUCAUAAUUUGUGAAACUAAAUGCAAUAUUUUGCAUGAUAAAUCACUGAGUUUUUAAGUGUCUUGCAUAUGCACUGUUUGGCUUUGCAGGUAUGUUGGUAAGUAACAUUGCUAAGAGUUUACUUAAUUUACAUCAUCAUCAUGACAGAAAUUUGCCAUCACUCUUACAUAUCAGCUGUCAGUCAAGUUAAAAGAUUUAGGUGCUAACAGGUGCUCAAUAAAAGUAACUGGCAUCUGCCAUAUAAUUGUCAGUAAUUAUGUUCUAUUUAAAAAAUACAAAAUUAGAAAACUUAAUAAUAGGCCAUAUUAACUGUACUGUUAAAGAGAAGGGUGAUAAUGAAGAGGACACCUUUUUGCUGUAUCUACACUGUUAAAAAAAAAAAAAAGUGAAUAUUACAUGAGGGAGAUUAAUCUGCCUUAUUUCCAAAGUCCUAGGCCUUAGGUUUAGGCUUUAAGGUGCAGAAAGAUAUUUUAAAAGCCUUGCUGCAUUUCCAAAAAAUAAUAAGUAAAUAAAACUUGGCUUUUUGUCAUUGUGAGUUAUUGAUGUAGUUUUAAAUACAUCCCUAAAAGUUAGUAUAUUUUAACAUUCCAUGUAGUCUUUCUUUAUAUUUUAUUCCAGUUAUUGGCUAACAGAAUGAUGAUAGUAUUAUAUCGGAGGAAUAUGGUGAUGGCCAGAUGCUGUCUAAGGCUGUGCGUUUUGAUCACAUGUCCAACCUACUGGGUAAUCAUUGAAUUUCAAUCAAAAAUUCAUACCAAAGAACAGCUUUUGAAAAACUGUAAGCAUUUGAGCUUAGUUAUAAUCGUCUCCAAAUGAACAUCAUUUUUGAAGAAAACUGGUUGGACUUGUUGGUAAAUAAAACAGGGUUUUCUGGUACUUGAUUUUCGGACAGAUCAUAUUUGUGUAUAGUCUGUAUAUGGCAAAUGUAUCUGGUGUACAGGUAAUUAUGGAUGGUAAGCAUGUUGUCCAAAGUCAUUAAUGGAUUCAUGAAAGCUUAAUUUGGCUAUUUGUAGUCACUAUAUUAAUGCCCCAUGUGUAAAAAUGACAUUGUUUUAUUAAUACACUGUCUUAAAGUGAUGAUUUUUAGAUAGGUCUGAGUACCCUUAAGAAAACAAGAAAAGAAAUAUGUUGCUCAUAUUGAACGUAUAGCCAGCACGAUAUGCUGUGUGUUAUGUUUUUGGCUUUUUGUGUAGUGCAAGUAAUGCCGUCUGUUUGGUCUUUAGCUUGAUGUGCCAUUUUCCUUAGAGAGUCUAUUGGCCUCUGCUUUGCAGAUGUGACAUGUACAUUGAGAGAGGAAAGACGCAUGGGUUAUAUAUAUAAAAAAAGACAAAUAAUCAUAUAUUAAAUGUUCAUUUUAUUGUGACAGUCAAAUGUAUUGCGCAGAGAACCCUGGAGUGGCCGGCACUGGAAAAUCAAUGGUUUAUGAUUCAGCAAACUUUGGAAGUUCACUUUAUUGCACUAAAGAUUUUCCUUUUUUGUAACCAUGCCUUUGUGUGACAUUUAAAGGACAAAAUGGAACAAUUAAAGCUAGGCAAAAAGCCGUUUUUUUUUUUUUUUUUUUUUCUUUCAAAGGUAAAUUACAAAAGGGGAAUUACAUAUUACAUGAAAAAUUACAAUUAAUUAUUGCCUUGUGUAGCAAUGUGCACUAAUCUCAAUGAGAUACACAUUUUACUCAUUCUCAUCCAUGAGAAUAAGAAAGAUAAAAACAAACAAAAUUUAACCUUAUUAAAAAUGAAUAAAAGAGAACAUACUUCACUAUGUUUUUCAAUGAUUGUAUGUGCGCAUGUAUGUUGAACUAUCUAUCGUAGUACAUGUUGUGACCACUCCCUCUACAAAAAAGGGACUGGUAAAUGUUGACCGUGGGGGGGGGAGGGUUAUGUGUUUGCUAAGUUAAUAUUGUUCUAUACUGUAUGUCUUAGUUCACAGAUGUUGUUUUUUUUUUCAUACAUUUCUAUUUUUUUUCUUUUUUCUUUUUUACAAAAAAUGCCUUUGUGAAGAAAACUGUAAAUAUUUUUUCUAUGUUCCGACAUUUAUCAAGGCACUGAUUAUUUACUUUUUUUAUUUCACGAAGGAAAAAACUAAAUCUUACUUUUUUGAUACACAGAAGUUUCAUCAAACAUCAAGUCUAAUGCUGUAUUUCUGACUGGUCUGUUAGGGGGGGAAAAGUGUUUUCUUUCGGUCUAUAUGAAACAGUAGAACCUUUCUCUGUGCUGUUGUCUGGUGUACUGCUCAAUGUACAGUAGCUUGUUAAUAUUGCCGAAGCAUUUUAGCAAUGUUUCUCUUUUUUUCAAUGGAAAGUACUCACAGGUGAGAUUUUCUAAGUGGUUUUAAAAGCCAAUAAAGAUUUUUAAGUAA